Molecule: messenger RNA, 9420 nt
Organism: Nerophis lumbriciformis (worm pipefish)
Lineage: Eukaryota; Metazoa; Chordata; Actinopteri; Syngnathiformes; Syngnathidae
Source: RefSeq, a predicted model, not a curated record
UUACGCCAGCUCAUUGCUUAGUUUAUUGGGGGUUUGUCCAGUGUUUUUGGGGUCACUUCCCAUUUUAUACUCUUUUUUUUUUGUUUCCACUUCUUUUCCGGUUUGUGUUGUCCUGCAGUAACUUUAUCCCUGCUUCUGAUCGCUGUCCUCAUCACCUGCGGCUGAUUGGCGAAAGCGCGUUUCUUGUCUGACUGAACCCACUCAGUCAUUUCCCUUGAUCCAUAAGAAGAUGACCAAAUGCGAGUUGCUACACAUGCACGGAUGGACUCAACCAACACCUGCAGUAUGUGGCGCGCGCACACAGCGGGAAGGGACGGGGCACAAGGCGGCGGCAGUGCAUCUUCAGUCUUACCGGAGGACGGCAGUCGUUACUCGCUACUGUCUCCACUUGUCAAUCCCUUACCACCACCACCACCACCACCGCUGUGGCACAUCUCCCGCUUCUUCCCCGAAAAAAAGUAGCACAGUGUCCGGGACAUUUUGUAAGCGAGGGAACUCGGUGUAAAAGUGAAUCCGGUGUGGGAGAUACCGAGGAGGACAAACUACUGAACAGCAGCAAGACAAGAGGACGACAGGAUGAAUCUCAACAGUCAUGUCAUUUUCACCCUCUACACUAUUUACGGCAUUCUUCUAAAAGUGAUGGCUUCCAAAGGCAAAGUUCGAGGUGUCAGCGGUCAGUACCCUCUGGUGCAGAAUGUCACGGUGACAGGGGGCGGGACGGCCAACAUGACCUGCCGUGUGGAGUACAACGACAACACCUCCCUCCAGUGGUCCAACCCGGCACAGCAGACCCUCUUCUUUGGCGACAAGAAAGCUCUGAGGGACAACAGGAUCGAGCUGGUCCGCGCGUCGUUCUCGGAGUUGACCAUCAGCAUCAACAACGUCACGCUGUCUGACGAGGGCAUGUACACCUGUUCCCUUUUCACCAUGCCCGUCAGAACGGACAGAGCUUACCUGACAGUUCUCGGUGUCCCGGAGAAGCCUGAAAUCGACGGCUUUACCAAGCCCGCCAUGGAGGGGGACCACAUCACUCUGACCUGCAUGACUCAUGGCAGCAAGCCUGCCGCCGACCUGCGCUGGUUCAGGAAUGAAAAGGAGGUCAAAGGCGCCAAGGAGGUGAACGCCAGCGGGAAGACGUUCACAGUGCGGAGCUCGCUGCAGCUGCGCGUGGACAGAAACGACGACGGCGUAGCGUACACCUGCAGAGUGGACCACGAGGCGCUGGCGCAGGCGCCGCAGCAGGACACCAAAGUGUUGGAGGUCCACUACGCUCCUCAUGUGAAGAUAGUCCCCUCUCUUGGAGUCCCCCAGGAGGGUCAGUACUUAAAGCUGGAGUGUCUGUCUCGAGGAAACCCAUCCCCGGACCCGGUGAUGUGGACAAAAGACGGCGUGGAACUUUCCGACCUGGGCAGGGUGAUCGUGGAGGGACGGGAUUUGACUUUCACUUUGCUGAACAAGACGGACAAUGGCACCUACCGCUGUGAAGCCAGCAACUACCUUGGGACCAGCAGCGCCGAAUACGUACUCUACGUGUAUGAAGCCCCCACCACUCUGCCUCCAUCCACCACACCCCCCUUUCAUGCCAUCCCCCCAGACUCCACCGCUCUAGUCGGCACCCACGCCUCAGACCCCACAGUCACUGGAAACAGAGAUCCCAACGCUUUGGGCCAUCACGGCACGGACCACGCCUUGAUCGGAGGGGUGGUGGCAGUGGUGGUGUUCGUCACCUUGUGUUUAAUCAUUGUGCUGGGAAGAUACCUGGCCAGGCAUAAAGGAACGUAUUUGACAAACGAGGCCAAAGGAGCGGACGACGCACCCGACGCCGACACGGCCAUCAUCAACGCCGAGGGCAACCACGCGCACGCCGAGGAAAAGAAGGAGUACUUCAUCUAGACUGUAGAGGGCGCCACCCUUGCCAUCUCGUCCCCUCUGUGUCUUUUUCUUCUCCAACUUGCGACCAGCCCGCGCACAGACACAGAGGAUCAUCCCGUGUUUGCCCUCCUCCGUGUCACACCUUUUUUUUUUUUUUUCUUCCUUUCGGCAGCUGUUUUUUUUUUUUUUUUUUUUUUUUUUUUUGUGGUCAUUUUGCAGGCACCGCUGCUGAAGUCGACACUAUUUUUACCCCUCUGUAAAUCCACCAUGACUGCUUACACCCCCCUCCCCCGAAAGGUUCCAGCCGGACACAUCAGCACCCAUCCCGUCACAUCAACACGGUGCCUAAAAACACAGACGCCAUUGAACUUGCCUUCAUGCAUCAGUCGCUCGCAAUGUAAAUGCUUUUGUAGACGGACGAUCCUUUCACCGCUUAGCUCACGGCAUUGUGGUCUUUUUCCUUUCCUUUGGAUUGCAACCAUGAUCUGUGCUAUUUACGCCUUACAGAUAUCCACCACGCUGAAACACGGCACUUCUUAGACCAUCCACUCCCCUUCUUGAAAUAGACUUGUAAUUAAAGCGCAGAGCUGUGUAAGAUAAGACGAAGGCUUUGUGUGACACUCGUGUAGCAAGCUUGGUCAGAUAAGUGUAUAGUUAGCGGGGCGGGGGUGUAGUGCGCUUCUGUCUAGAGCUGAGAAUACACACCAAAAAUAUAUCCGAUGACGCUAGACGAGACCUUUCAUCCGUGGAGACGAAUAGAAAAGCGUUUUUCUAAAUCCACUAUACCGAUCUUUGUAUGUGUAUAUUAUACCUGUCUCAGCGUCCUCCUGCUGCAGUUGGUUUAUCACGCGAUGGCUUCAGGUCCGAUUGAUGUACAAAUUGUAUUAAAGUUAGUACAUUCAUUCACGUCGGAAUGGGAAAAAAAACAAAACAAAAAAAAAAGCAAAUCCCAUGAAGUAUAAGUUUAGGAAAUACGUGUCAAAAAGAGUGCAUUAGUUACAUGUACAGGGACUUUGUGAUAAAUGCAUUUUCUUUCUGUAAAUGUUUUUUGAUGUGCGCUUCAAACGAGCGGGUGUAUAGUUUGUACCGGCCCCGUCAUGCUCACGUGCCGUGCAAAAAGGGGCAGAGAACGUGCGUUCACAUGUGACUACUUCACGUUGGCAUCAGGGAGGUCAUACGUGUCGCUACAUUUGCUGGAGUUCAUACGGUGUAUGAACACUUGCACAUUUACUAUUUGUAUACAUCCCACGCGUAUUUGGUAGUUCAGGCAUGUCCCGCACCUGUAUGAACCUCAUGCAUAUUACUCUAUAUCUACACGAUAUUGACUCCAUGGAGUUCAUACAUGACAGAAUGCUUGAAUAAACGCCACGCACAUGUGGUGGACUUCAUAAAAGGUGUCGUGGACACAAUGUGCAUUUGGUGGAGUUCAUACAGGUAAUAUUAAAAAUUUAGUGAAACUGUUACAGGUCACCGGGUGUAUGAACUCUGUGCACAUGUGAACUCAAUGCGCAUUUGGUGGAGCUCAUACAGCUAACAUGAAAUAUUUAGUGAAACUCUUUCAAGUCACCGGAUGUAUGAACUCCAUCCGCUUGUAUGUGCUCCAUGCACAUGUGGCCGUGUUCAUACAGGAACUCAAUGCGCAUUUGGUGGAGCUCAUACAGCUAACAUUAAACAUUUAGUGAAACUCUUACAGUUCACCGGGUGUAUGAACGCCAUCCGUUUGUAUGUGCUCCAUGCGCAUGUGGCCGUGUUCAUACAGUAACUCUAUGCGCAUUUGGUGGAGCUCAUACAUGUACCACACGCAUUUGGUGAAUGUCUUGCAGGUCACUACAGUUGUAUGAACUCCAUCCACUUGAGUAAGCUCCAUGUAUGCGCAGUGAUGUUUGUACAGUGAUCUAUAGCAACUCACUGCACAUUUGGUGGAGUUCAUACAGGGCACAGACACAUUUGGUGAAACAUACAGGUCACCGUGUGUAUGAACGCCAUCCGUUUGUAUGUGCUCCAUGCACAUAUGGCCGUGUUCAUACAGGAACUCAAUGCGCAUUUGGUGGAGCUCAUACAUGUAUCACACUCAUUUGGUGAAUGUCUUGCAGGUCACUACAGUUAUAUGAACUCCAUCCACUUGAGUAAGCCCCAUGCAUAUGCAGUGAUGUUCGUACAGGUACGGUGAUCUAUAGCAACUCACUGCACAUUUGGUGGAGUUCAUACAGGGGACAGACAAAUUUGUUGAACCUCCUACAGGUUAUUAGCUGUAUGAACUCCACGCACAUGGGGUGAUGUGAAUGCCGGUGCUGUGACCUAUAUGAACUAACUGCACAUCUGGUGGAGUUCAUACAGGUGACAGACACAAUUGGUGAAACUUACAGGUCAUUAUAUGUAUGAGCUCCAUGCACAUUGGGUGAUGUUAAUGCCGGUGCUGGGACCUAUAUGAACUAACUGCACAUCUGGUGGAGUUCAUACGGGUGACAGACACAUUUGGUGAAACUGACAAGUCUUUAGGUGUAUGAACUCCAUCCACUUGUAUGAGCUCCAUGCACACGAGGUGAUGUUAAGGCCAGUGCUGGGACCUAUAUGAACUAACUGCACAUCUGGUGGAGUUCAUACGGGUGACAGACACAUUUGGUGAAACUGACAAGUCUUUAGGUGUAUGAACUCCAUCCACUUGUAUGAGGUCCAUGCACACGGGGUGAUGUUAAGGCCGGUGCUGGGACCUAUAUGAACUAACUGCACAUCUGGUGGAGUUCAUACGGGUGACAGACACAUUUGGUGAAACUGACAAGUCAUUAGGUGUAUGAACUCCAUCCACUUGUAUGAGGUCCAUGCACAUGGAGGGAAUGUUAAUGCCGGUGCUGUGACCUAUAUGUAUAUCUUGUGGAGUUAAUACAGGUGACAGACACAAUUGGUGAAAUUUACAGGUAUGAGCUUCAGGCACAUGGGGUGAUGUCAAUGCCGGUGCUGGGACCUAUUUGAACUAACUGCACAUCUGGUGGAGUUCAUACAGGUGACAGACACAAUUGGUGAAACUUACAGGUAUGAGCUUCAUGCACAUGGGGUGAUGUCAAUGCCGGUGCUGGGACUUAUAUGAACUAACUGCACAUCUGGUGGAGUUCAUACGAUUGACAGACACAUUUGGUGAAACUGACAAGUCAUUAGGUGUAUGAACUCCAUCCACUUGUAUGAGGUCCAUGCACACGGGGUGAUGUUAAGGCCAAUGCUGUGACCUAAAUGAACUAACUGCACAUUUGGUGGAGUUCAUACAGGUGACAGACACAUUUGGUGAAACUGACAAGUCAUUAAGUGUAUGAACUCCAUCCACUUAUAUGAGCUCCAUGCACAUGGGGUGAUGUCAAUGCCGGUGUUGGGACUUAUAUGAACUAACCGCACAUCUGGUGGAGUUCACACAGGCGCAGUGGCACUCAUUUGAAAUAUUCACAUUUGAACGUAUCCAGAGCCUGAUGCCCUUCCCCAAAUACUCAAGUUUACUGCAUUGCUUUUCAUACAAACAUGGAUAUAGUAAUGUGCAAUUAGCACAGAAGCUUGAUUUUCCAGCAUUAUUAAUGGGUACACAAUGAUGUGAAAAGCACAAGCAGAUGAUGAAGUCAGUGUGUUUCAUUGCCAACUACUCAUUUGCCUUGGGAAAUGUUCUUUUAUUUAAAAAUGGGACGGAGGGGGGGGGGAUAAAUAUUUGCUUCUAAUAUGACAAAAGAGACAAAAAACAUGUAAUAUUUUACUUUGAAUGGUUUCAAACUCCCCGCUGUGUAUUGUGUCUGCUAAAAACGUGGUUGGUUGUGAAAGUUGCUAUUGAACUCCGACGCCCCUGAAAUCUUUAGAAUUUGUAUAUUAGCAAGUUAAUUGAUUUGUUUUUUUUAUUUUUCUAGUAUGUUCUUUUGUCACUGCAUAUGCUUUAGCCAUCUUUUACGUUGAGUUUUGGGCACAAACCUUGUAAAUAACGUGUGGGGGAACUAAAGUUGGUGAAAACACAAUGGCCUUUGAAUGUUUGACUCAUUGAAGAGAAUUUGCGGCUUUUUAUUAUGCACUAAAUAUCUGGCAGGAAGGCAACACUCUGAUAAACACAUCAUGCUGACAAUUUCCGAGCGCCGCUUCAGUGUUGGAGAUAAGAAAAGUUGACAAAGUUGUUGUCAGUUAGCGAGACAUUGGCCUACUUAGCGUGAAAGACGUUGGACAAGCAGCAUAUUAAUGCUGCUGAGAUGGAGACAACUGUUACCAAGGGCAAUGAAACAGUCCGCCCAGCUGUCGCCAAUUUGGUGACCAAUUUCCCACAUUAUGCAAAUACGGUCAGAAACUAAUGUCUUUGUCACGGAGCAGCUACGUCCACACAAUCACACGCAGUUACAAUUCAGCAUUUUAUUUAAGCUUGUUUUCUUUUUAAAAAGUGUUUUUUUUUUGUUUUUUUUGCUACCGUUGUGAAAACAUAAACCUUUGACCCAUCGUGGUUCUCAAACGCUGGUCCCAAUUUUAUGGAGCCAGAACACUGCCAUGUAAAAUUUGGAUUUGGAAAAAAAAAUGGUUUUAUUGGCACCAAAACAAGUUUUGGCAACAAAUGAAUACAAACAUUGAAAAAAUACAAUAUUUUUGGUGGAUCUUUUCCAUGCCAGUAUUCAUAUUUCUGUACACUCUUAUUGUUUUUGUGUGUUUCAAAGUGUUUUCAUGAUUGCUUCUCAUUUUUUACGGCUUUGUUUCUUUUUUUUUUGUUUAGGUUUCAAACUAAAGGCAGUGUUUUAGCAUGAGGGGCUACGGUGUUUUACUUGCAUGCCCAAGUCCAGUAAAACUGCUUCCGGGUAAGCUUGUUAUAAUCAAUCAAUCAAUGUUUAUUUAUAUAGCCCUAAAUCACAAGUGUCUCAAAGGGCUGCACAAGCCACAACGACAUCCUCGGGACAGAGCCCACAUAAGGGCAAGGAAAAACUCACCCCAUAAGCCCCGACCCUCACGCUAAAACACCGCCUUUAGUUUGAAACCGAUUAAAAAAAAAAGAGAGACAAAACCAUAAAAAAAACAUAUAAACUUGAAACACAUAAAAACAAGAAGUGUACAAAAAUAUGGAUAUUGCCAUCGAAAACAUCCACCUAAAUUAUCAUAUUUUGUUAUUUGUUGCCGAAACUAGUUUUGGUGGCAAAACAACUUUUUCUACGUAAAUUUUUUUUUUACCCCUGAUACCAAAUCUUGCUGGCCGUGUUCUGGCUCCAUACAAUAUUACAAAUAAAAACAAAACUGUUCUUAUCGGCCGUGCGAGCGGUGCGCAAAGUAACGUUCUUAACAAGACGUACAAGCGUAAAAAGAAGUUAAACACUUUAAGCCUGAUAAAACGCAUUAUCUUCACUUAUGAAUGACCUCGGCGUGAUGCCACGUCACGUCUAUUUGAGUCCUAUAUCCUGUUAAAAAAUUAUUCAAUAUUCCGGUGACCAAUCCAAAUUAAAAAAUGUUUGUUUACUUUCAAGUGUAAAAAGUUAAAAAAAAAAAUUCACUUCCGAUACAAUACCGAUAAUGGAGCCUUGAGUAUUAAUUCGAUUUUUUAUCAGCACAAAUCAUAUAUACUUUCAUUGUUUUGUAGUGUGGAACGUUAAAAAAGGUUUGACUAAGUAAAAUUACUCAAAACACUUUUUGCCUCAUCUUCAGUGAGUGAAAAAUGUGUUUCCUCAAUAUGCAGACGUGUUAAAUCCGAAAAAGAACGGGAUGAUACAGUCUUAUCUGCUCACAGAUGCUAUCUGGCACACUGCAGCUAGUCCUGGAUAUUUUCACCAACCCCCACUCCUGAAUGCUUCAGUCACACACAGGAUUCUCACAGGAAUGAGGCAUAAACCUGUCCGGACCUUACUUUAGGUAUGAAAAACAACAACCUUAUGCCUAAUUUAUGCUAGUGGCCACAAUAAUUCAUUAGAUUAAGGUCAUUACACAGUAAAUUGAAUGAUGCAGACACGUUUGUUACUGGAUACUUUCUAAUAUGCUCCUUCCUUGGAGACUUGGUAUCUGUAAGUAAUAUAGAUCUAGUUAUAUGAUACUUGUUUAUUUUGCCUCAACAAUACUUAUUACGUAUGUCUAGCUUGUGCGCUUAGCUGUUGUGUAGCUGCUAGCUCCUAGUAGUCUGUAUUCUACCAUGUUCACCUUUUGUGAACGACUUCACUGAAUACAAGGAAAGAUCAAACUUGUGUGAUUAUUGGAGGACAUUUAGAUAUUAACUGUACAACUGGACUGCUGAUGUCGGAUCGAUAUUUAUAUCGGAUCGGGACACCCCUAAAUAAAACAGAUGAAGCACUUUUACAAUUUAAGACAUGUUACAAGUGGAAAAAGAAGUUAACCAGUGGAAAAACAGGAAAGCAAAGCACUCAGUCUUUAAGUCAAAUGUAACAAUGGUGUUUAAAUACUAUUUAGUGAGAAAUGAUGGAGACUUUUCACUUUGUGUAAAAGUAAGUUAACUAGGAUAAAAUGUGUUGAAAUAAAACGUAACUUCAGCUGGUUAAGUCUUGGCUGCGUGGCUCAUUUUUCCAUUUCAGAUGUUUGUUUGUUUUUUAAAUAUAAAAAAUAAGUUUACCCAUGUAAAUAUGAAAUCAAAGUUCCACCUUAACAAGCGACCAAGAUGACACCACACAACGUUCUUGCUGUAUUCCUCCACGCCCCUUGUUGAGGAUGCUGCUGGGUUUUGGAAUAAUUGUCGCACAAAAAGCCAAAGAAAAAGCACAGUUGAAUCCUUUGAUGCCGAGGAAGGGUCACACGCUGGGAUUUUGUUGCCAUUUUACAGGCGGAACUUUUUCCAGGAAUGUGUCUCCGAUUCCAAACCCCCUGCAUAAAUGUUCUAAUAACAUGGGGUCGCCGUGGCAACAACAACCUUUUUUUUUUACAGAACGGUGACAGCGUCGAAAUAUUGCUGGCAAAGAAAAAAGGCACAGUUGUUGGUUCAAAAUCCUGUUCACGACUACUGACCUUCCAUGGGUUUAUUGGCAGUGAUGGUUUUGGAGACGGGACACGCUGAGUAAGCACAUUUUGGUUUUUGGAUGUGCUGCUUUAUUAAAAAGUUGACAAAAGCAAUUCUACACUAGGAUUAUUUUGCGUGCUGUUAAAGUUGUUUUAAUUUGCGUAUCAUCCACAAAUAAUGCUUAAAAGUCACUUCGUUUUGAAGAAUCUCAUCUAAAAUUGAGUUUUGUACGGGGAAAAAAAAAACAGGUCAAGUUUGCAUUGGAUGAUAAGAAUUAUGAGCAACGCGCUCACACUUUCUACGGCUUUGUGUAAAUAAUCCUCUCCGACCUGACAAUGAUGAGCUAAUUUGUUGCUUCUUUUUUUAUAUAUAUAUUUAACACUGCACCAUUCGUCAUUUUAACAGGCUGACGAGCGGCAAACGAUGCAGCUGUGUCACAUCUGGGCUCUCUGCGAAACUAAGCUUUAAACCUGUUGCCACCGUUUGGAUGAGUACUAAUAAAACGCAUAAAAAUGGCCUUUACAGCAGACCCAUGCUGGCAGCAUGACCGUUCUUUUAUUUUGGUGCGUUCCCAGCAGGCACAUUAAGUCAUUGAUUCAACGUUGAUGAUACGUGCAUGU